Messenger RNA from Raphanus sativus (radish), 840 nucleotides. Its product is annotated as 50S ribosomal protein L10, chloroplastic. The transcript has a single exon. Gene Ontology annotation, cellular component: large ribosomal subunit. NCBI's taxonomy places the organism in Eukaryota, Viridiplantae, Streptophyta, Magnoliopsida, Brassicales, Brassicaceae. The coding region runs from base 85 to 747 and encodes 220 amino acids. Gene Ontology annotation, biological process: translation. Gene Ontology annotation, molecular function: structural constituent of ribosome. The record is from RefSeq and is a predicted model, not a curated record.
AAAGGAAGAGAGACAAAGUGAUCUAUCUCCUCCCUCAACCCCAGAAACACAGUUCUUCUCUAUCUAUCUCCUUUGAAGCAAAAAAUGGAAGUCGCUCUUCUCUCAUUUUCGUCUUCCUUGUCUCCUCUCUGCCACAACCGAGCCGUAACCACACUAACCCCCAAACCCUCGAACCACCCACGCCUCCCGGUCAUCAGAUCCGCCGUGUCACGCUCCAAGAAGGAAGAAACCGUCGAAACCGUCAAGUCCCAUCUCGAGAACUGCCACCUCCUCGCAGCCAUCAACUACAAAGGCCUAACCGUCAAGCAGUUCCAAGACCUCCGGAGAACCCUCCCGGACACCACGAAGCUCGUCGUCGCCAAGAACACGCUCGUCUUCAAGGCCAUCGAAGGCACCAAGUGGGAAGCCCUCGAGCCCUGUAUGAAAGGCAUGAACGCCUGGCUCUUCGUACAGACCGACGAGAUCCCUUCCGCCAUCAAACCGUACCGGAGUUUCCAGAAGGAGCGCAAGCUCGAGGACAAUGACUUCGCUGGCGCUGUGUUUGAAGGUAAGUUCUACGCUCCUGGUGAUUUCAAGUCGCUAGAGACGAUGCCUACGAGAGCUGAGGUGUACGCUAAGUUGCUCGGAGCUCUGCAGAGUCCGGCGAUUAAUCUCGUAUCUACUCUGCAAGCGCCGGCGAUUGAGGUUAUCAUGGUGCUUAAGGCUUAUGUCAAGAAGCUUGAAGAUGAGAGUAAUAAUAAUGCUUAAUUAGUUUUAAAGGAAGCUGUACUCAAAGCACUUGUUUAUGACUCGAACAGAGCAGUCAUUUGGUUUUUUAUUGAAAUGUUUUUUUUUUUUGGA